AUGAUACGCUGGUCGCCUCGAUCAUAUGUGGCCGGAUUUCGGAUUUCCGUUGUUGCAGUGCUGAUUGUUCUGGGAUAUUUCCUCUUCUCUCCACGGCACGAUAUCAAGCUACCUACUAGCAUCCCCUCACCCAUUUUCGUCACGCCAGAGUCUUGCCCGGUCGCGACUUCAGCCGAGAAUGUCGUGGUGUCGGUCAAGACCGGAGCAUCAGAAGCAGCGCAGAAAGUACCUGCACUGAUGCAAUCCUCGCUUCGUUGCGCCAAGAAUACGUUCAUUUUCUCGGAUCUCGAGCAAGACAUUGGGGACUACCACUUGUACGACGCCUUGGAUACAGUUCCCGCUUCUAUGGUCAACACCAAUACCGAUUUCGAAUUUUACAAAAAGCAGCGUGAGCUCUGGCAAACCAAGCAGAAUAUCGAUACCCUCAAGGAUGCUAAAAACCCCAAAGAUCCUGAGGGGAAGUCCGCGGCAUGGACUUUAGAUAAAUACAAAUUUAUACAUGUCUUGGAGAAGACCUGGGCCUUGAAGCCGGACAUGGAUUGGUAUAUUUUGAUCGAUGCAGAUACUUACAUUGUUUGGCCAACUAUGCUUCUCUGGUUGAAUGGUUUGGACCCGAAGAAGAAGUCUUAUUUUGGUUCCGAGGUGAAUAUAGGCGGUGUUCGAUUUGCACACGGCGGGUCCGGCAUCGUUCUAUCAAAAGGUCUCAUGCAAGAGCUCUUCGUUAGCCAUAAUGACACGGCCACGCGCUGGGACGCUCAAACGAGUGAGAAAUGUUGCGGCGAUCUCGUACUCAGUAUGGCUCUGGGAGAGUACGGGAUUGAGCUACAAGAUGUUUGGCCGCUAAUGAGUGGGGAGAGACCAUCGACAAUGCCGUUCGGCCCAGGGACUCCAGAGUAUUGGUGCCGCCCUGCAUUAUCGUUUCACCAUCUUACUCCUGUGGAUAUGAAAGAAUUUGCCCAGUUCGAAAAAAUCCGGCUAGACAACUUGGGACCUUGGACCCACAUGGAGUUAUUCAAUGACUUUGUGACCGGAUCGUUGCUAGACUCCCGCGAAAACUGGGACAAUGUAGCUUCUGAUCCAGGAGAGUUUGGGAAGACAGGUGGCGUAGAAUCGAAUGCUGUAUCGUUUGAGGACUGUGCCCAGGCUUGCGAGGCUAACAAAGAAUGCUUUCAAUAUUCGCACCAUGGUGAUAUCUGUUAUAUCGGGAUGAGUGUGCGACUUGGGUAUGAGAAAGAGGCGGACCAAGAAGGAAUAUGGCGGAGUGGUUGGAACAAGACCAGGCUUGCCGAUUGGGCUUCGAAACAACCCAUCUGCAAAACGAUAACCUUCCCAAAACAAAACAAUUAG
This is a messenger RNA of Lachnellula hyalina, 1347 nucleotides long. RefSeq lists its product as uncharacterized. Gene Ontology annotation, cellular component: membrane. NCBI's taxonomy places the organism in Eukaryota, Fungi, Ascomycota, Leotiomycetes, Helotiales, Lachnaceae. Bases 1 to 1347 code for a protein of 448 amino acids. The transcript has 2 exons. The record is from RefSeq and is a predicted model, not a curated record. Gene Ontology annotation, molecular function: glycosyltransferase activity.